Ooceraea biroi (clonal raider ant) is the source of this 1338-nucleotide messenger RNA. RefSeq names its product Thiamine pyrophosphate carrier protein 1. Gene Ontology annotation, biological process: transmembrane transport. NCBI's taxonomy places the organism in Eukaryota, Metazoa, Arthropoda, Insecta, Hymenoptera, Formicidae. The record is from RefSeq and is a predicted model, not a curated record.
UUACAAUUAGUACAAUAUUCAUGUUAUGUUCACGAUAAUGAAUACGAGGUGCAUUCAUUAUCAAAAUUUCCACAGGUGGAGACUGUUAUGACCUGGAUGUGUCUUUAGCAAGUUGAUAGACACUUUCUGCUUCUAAGUUUCAUGAGCAAGUAAUUUAUAUUGUGUAAAAUAUUACGCAAACAAAUAUAUUGUUUAUCAGAACAAUGAGAUAAACUAUGGGAUACUCGCAAAAGACCAGCGAGCCGGCCUUGGAUCACGCAAUUGCGGGAGCUGCUGGUGGAUUUAUAACAAGAUUCCUGUGUCAACCUUUAGACGUUAUAAAAAUUAGAUUUCAACUUCAAGUUGAACCUAUUUCAAAGCAUGAUGUCAGCAAAUAUAAAUCAGUACUACAAGCUUUUGUAUUAAUUCCAAGGGAAGAAGGUAUCUCUGCUUUGUGGAAGGGCCAUGUACCCGCACAAUUACUUUCGAUUGUCUAUGGUAUGGUGCAGUUUUACUCCUACAACGUAUGCAUGAAAAUGAUGCAAAGAGAACCAGGAAUGAAGAGAUGGAAUCAUUCAAUGCACUUUAUUGCUGGGGCUAGCGCUGGAAGUAUAGCGACAAUCGUUUCAUUUCCCUUCGAUACCAUAAGGACUAGAUUAGUAGCUCAGUCAAAUAAUCGUCAAAUAUACAAUGGCGUGUUGCACUCCUGUAGCAUGAUUCUGCGACAAGAAUCGCCGAGGGUCUUCUUUUCCGGUCUGUUACCGACUCUACUACAGAUUGCACCGCACACUGGUCUACAGUUCGCUUUCUACGCGUUCUUUACCGAUUUCUAUAGGAAACACACUUCUGGUACUGAAAAAACUAGUGUCUAUAAUUCCAUACUGUCUGGUAGCGCGGCUGGAUUAAUAGCAAAAACGAUAGUGUACCCGUUUGAUCUUACGAGAAAGAGACUGCAGAUACAGGGCUUCCAACGCGGACGUGUAGGGUUCGGCAAGUUUUUCCAGUGCAAUGGAUUACUCGAUUGUUUGAGGGUGACUGUAAGAGAAGAGGGAGUGCGAGGUCUGUUCAAAGGUUUAGUGCCGAGUCAAGUAAAAGCCGCCGCGACUACGGCUCUGCAUUUUACCGUCUACGAACAAGUUUUGUUGCUGUUGAAAAUAUUGCGGUAAUAUUUUAAAACAGAUUCAUCCUGUGCAUGUACAAAUCCAGGUUUUAGUAACAAAUUGAUUUGUUGAUUUAUCACAUCUAGUACGUUAUGUAAAUUAUACACAGUACUUUAUGAGAAAACCUAAUUUAAACUUAUUCUUAAAAUAUAUUUAUAAAUUAUAUAAGUGUAAUAAAAGAAUUUUAUAAAUUGUUGAG